Messenger RNA from Leishmania mexicana MHOM/GT/2001/U1103, 1413 nucleotides. RefSeq names its product putative epsilon tubulin. Gene Ontology annotation, molecular function: structural constituent of cytoskeleton; GTP binding. Gene Ontology annotation, cellular component: microtubule; cytoplasm. The record is from RefSeq and is a predicted model, not a curated record. Bases 1 to 1413 code for a protein of 470 amino acids. NCBI's taxonomy places the organism in Eukaryota, Euglenozoa, Kinetoplastea, Trypanosomatida, Trypanosomatidae. Gene Ontology annotation, biological process: mitotic cell cycle; microtubule cytoskeleton organization. The transcript has a single exon.
AUGCCCCGCGAAAUCGUGACGGUGCAGGUCGGCCAGUGCGGCAACCAGCUCGGCCAGCGCUGGUUCGAUGUCAUGCUUCAGGAGCACAAGGCCCACCCGCAUUUUCCCGAGGGCCGCGACGCUGUCUUUCUCGAGGACAUGAAUCGCCCCGGCCGGCUUAAGGCGAGGUGUGUGGCGGUCGACAUGGAGCAGGGCGUUCUGCACGCAAUGCUGCGUGGGCCGCUGAAGGACAUCUUCGACGCCAACUUCUUCAUCUCCGACGUCAGCGGCGCCGGCAACAACUGGGCUGUGGGGCACAUGGAGUACGGCGACCGCUACAUCGACGCCAUCGCGGAGUCGGUGCGGAACCAGGUGGAGCAAUGCAACUGCAUCCAGUCUUUCUUCUUGAUGCACUCCCUGAGCGGCGGCACCGGCUCCGGGCUCGGCACGCGUGUGCUUGGCAUGCUGGAGGACGAAUUCCCGCACGUGUUUCGUAUUUGCCCAGUCGUCAUGCCAUCCGAGGUGGACGAUGUUGUAACGGCGCCGUACAACAGCUGCUUCUCGCUGAAGGAGCUGAUCGAGCACGCGGACUGCGUGCUGCCGCUCGACAACGACGCCCUGGCGCGCAUGGCAGACCGCGCCCUCAGCAGCAGACCCAAGGGUCGUGGUGUGAUGGCAAGCGGUGUGCCGCAGCCGCAGGCCUUCUCGGCAGCGAAGCCGACCGACACAAAGGGUCUUCCCUACGACUCGAUGAACGGGCUUGUGGCCCAGCUUCUGAGCAACCUCACCUGCGCCAUGCGCUUUCCUGGGCCGCUGAACAUGGACAUCAACGAGAUCACGACGAACCUCGUCCCGUUUCCGCGGCUGCACUUCCUCACUGCUGCGAUCGCGCCGCUGAGUGUGUCGAGCAAGCACGCUGCCGUUGGACCACGCACGGUGGAUGCGAUGAUCUCCGCAUGCUUGGACCCGGAGCACCAGUUCGUGGAUGUCCGUCACGGUCAAGGCAGCGCUGUGACACGAGAGGCCGGCAGGACUCUAGCGACAGCGCUCAUCGCGCGCGGCCCGCAGACAACCGUGGGCGACCUCACCCGUGGCGUCGGACGGCUGCGCGAGCAGAUGGAGAUGCCGUACUGGAACGAGGACGGCUUCAAGACGGCGCUGUGCGGGGUCAGCCCGCUGGGCCACAAGGACUCCAUGCUGCUCCUCGCCAACAACUGCUCUAUUCGCGGCAAGGUCGAGUCGAUGCUCUCCAAGUAUGAGCGGCUCUACUCGGUCCGCUCCCACGUGCAUCACUACGAUCAGUACCUCUCCGAUGCCUACUUCGUGCAUACAGUGGAGACGCUGCGUACGCUGGUGGACGACUACGCCUACCUGGACAGGGUGGCGCCGCCGAAGGACUUGCCGCGCAGCAUGAAGGAUCUCGUCUACUACUAA